Molecule: messenger RNA, 2328 nt
Organism: Vitrella brassicaformis
Lineage: Eukaryota; Vitrellaceae
Source: the annotation of a GenBank genome assembly
GUCGUUUCGGUGUGUGGAUGGAGGGUAAGGAGCCUGCUGUAAUAUGCGUCCACAGGCCCGGCGCAUCUCUGUAUUUUCUCUGUUGGUGUGUUGGUGGCGGCUGAGUGAGAGGUCCAGAGAUCUCCGGCGUGCGAACAAAGAUGACGCGUGAUCUGCUGCCGUACACGUGCCCGCCCCCCGGCGCCCAGCAGCAGCAGCAGCAGCAGCAGCAGCAGCAAAAGGAGGGGCAGAAACGCGCGGGGCUCAACCCAGAUGCGCCGCCCUUUCUGUUCCCCAGCCACAGCCACACUGCAGCGACCACCAGCACCAUCCCAGAAAAGGCCACACCGCCCGGCAAGCAGCCACAGGACCAUUACUACCUGAGCCAACACGAGCUGCCCCUGUUCAGAACGGUCAGCAGGUCUUGUUUGCGUAUCGGGUGGAUGGAUGGACCGUAUGUGUGCAAUGUGUCUGUCAUGUGUCAGUUGGUGUGCGAGGAGUAUCGUAUCUACGGCUGGUGUGCCCGUGGGGCUGACCGGUGCCCACACAGCCACUGCCUGGCGUGGCAGCGACGCAACCCGCAGGUCGUUCCAUACGGGUGGGUCAGCAGCACCAAUGACGCACACACAUACAUGGAGUGAUGAAAUGGGAAACAGGGCGUGCGCAUCCAUCUCUAAGAGAUGUGUGUGUGUGUGUGUGUGUGUGUGCGCAGGUUCGAGCUGUGUCCGUACAUAUCGUUUGUGAAGAAGGAUGGCAAGAUGCGCCUCAUCAACGACUGCAGACGCAAAAGAUGGGUAGGCCAUUGAGCGGGGGGAGGGGAGAGGGGGGGGCAGAGAGCAGAGCAAAGGCACGAACGUAUACACACGUGCCGACUUGAUAUGUUGUGUCACUGCGGUCGAUGGGCGUCUGUCUGUCUGUUUGCGUGUGCCUGUGCGUGUGCGGUGCAGUGCAAGUAUUCGCACACCAAGGAGGAGCAGCUGUACCACCCCAGCACGUACAAGACCAAGUACUGCCAGGCAUCGCCAUGCACACGAUUCUUCUGCCCGUUCGGUCGGUACCACAAACAACACAUAUCACUCACGCAUACAGACGACAACAAACAGCACAACACACAAACCUCCUUGCUUCUUCCCCUCCUGCAUCAAUCCAUCAGCCCACAGUGAGGCGGAGUUGCGCAGCAGCGAAAACGACGCCUACCAGUCGCCAGAAGUGCCACUCCCUCCGCCACCCCCACCCCCACCACCCCCUCCCCCUCCCCCUCCCGUGACACAGAUCGACAACACAUACACCACCAUAGACAGCCCGGCCAUGGACGACAGCACGCCCUUCUCCUACCCCUCCAGCAUGCCGAUGCGCGGUGGCGGGGUGUUCGGCAUGCAUGGUGCGGGCAACAAUGUGGUCAGUGUGGGGGCGCGGGGGGGGACGGGUGUAUCGGGGCUGGGGAUGGGGGAAGGUCUGGGAGGGGGGUAUGCAUGCGGCUAUGGGAAUGAUGGUUAUCGCGGGUAUCCUGACCCCCCUCCCCCCAAGUAUGCCUUUGUGCACUUUCGCAAGCCGGGGGACGCAGUGCCGCCCCCCUAUGAAUACGAUCCACGGAAGGUGCACACCAGGGGAGGGAGCACCAGGGGAGGGAGGGAGGGAAGAAACAGCGAGAGACAGACAGAGAAAAGAAAGAGCCGCAGGUUGGUUGCUAUGCUAUUCUGAUUUUGUGUUGGUUGGUCUCUGAUCUCUGCUCUGCAAUGAGUGCAGGAUCCAGCGAUAGCUCAGAAGCCAGUAAUGCGGAUGGACAAGCGGACGGACAAGCGUGCCGCCGCACCACCCAAGCCACGGACCAGCAGCAACACCCCCCGCCCCCCGUCCACACACCGACCCAUCACGACCACCAGCAGCACCAGCCAUUACUCGGCCUACUCGACUGCGAGCCACACGCCCUUCCCCGAGAUGCAGUUGCAGGUGCAGCAGGACCAGGACCACACCCACUCCCACCACAAGCACCUGCCGGCCAUCAGAGAGACCGUCGGCACCACUGACGGCGGCACAACAAUGGCAUUGGGGUGUGUGUCUCUGCCGUAUGGGGCGCUCAAGGCCAACAUGGUGGAGCCGGCAGGGGAGGAGGAUAGCAACAGCAGCCAUAGCAGCAAUGAAGAGAUAGACGAGCACAUAGAAGCUGACGACGGCGAGUGGACCGAUGUGGGCGGGGAGGAGGAGACACACUAGACAGAGAGGGUGUGUGGGAGGCGCGGAGGUAGGGUGGUAUUGUGUGCUGGUUGAUGGAAUGCUCAUGCAUGUCAUUGACUGACUAGCUGGUCGGUGCAGCGUGUGUUAACUGAUGGAUGGAUGGAUGAAUGCCCC